CGCGAACGCGUGCGUUUCUAUGCUCGUUUGUUUACUUCCCCGACUUUCAUUCAGCUCAGAAGGCCAUGGGUCUUUCAACUUUUCAAGUUCCUUAUUUUCAUGUUUAAAAAACUAAUUUUACAAUAAAAUUGUACCCCGUGAGUGUGCGAUCCGGAAUAUUCGUUGAAAUGGAAACCGAACCGAACAUCACUGCCAACGGCGAGGCGAACAACAACACCACCGACGUCGACCAAGACCAACCACCUCCAACCGAAGAGGAACAAGUGCCUUCGGAACCGAUCCCAACCGCCAAACAAGAAGACAAAUACUACCAGGAUGCGCGCAAGUACUGGUCCCGGAUUGCGCCGACCGUGGACGGGAUGCUCGGUGGCUUCGGCAGCAUUUCGUUCACCGACAUUCGCGGGUCGGAUCAAUUUCUGAAGAAUCUGUUCAAGAUGAAACCGGCGCCGGGCCGGGGACAGGCGUUGGACUGCGGUGCCGGAAUUGGACGGGUGAGCAAGGGGCUGCUGAUGUCCUGGUUCGACAGGGUGGAUUUGGCCGAGCAGGAUGGGGCGUUUUGCGAAACGGCGGGGAAGGAGCUUGAGGGGAGCGGGAAGUUGGGCACGAUCUACAACAAGGGCCUGCAGGAGUUUGUUCCGGAGGAGGGGAAGUACGAUCUGAUAUGGUCCCAGUGGGUGCUGGGUCACCUGACGGACGAGGACAUUGUGGAGUUUUUCUUUCGGUGCACGAAGGCGUUACGGCGGAAUGGGUUGAUGGUGAUCAAGGAGAACUUUACCAACGGAGAUAAGCCGGAGCUGGAUCGGUGCGAUUCGUCGGUGACGAGGCCGCUGGCGUUGAUGAAGCAGCUGCUGACGAAGGGGAAUUUGAGGGUGGUUAAGGAGCUGCGCCAGAAGGACUUUCCCAAGGGGCUGUAUCCGGUUUAUAUGAUUGCGCUGAAGCCGAUAAUAAAUGGCAGUUGAAAGG
Molecule: messenger RNA, 963 nt
Organism: Culex pipiens pallens (northern house mosquito)
Lineage: Eukaryota; Metazoa; Arthropoda; Insecta; Diptera; Culicidae
Product: alpha N-terminal protein methyltransferase 1
Exons: 1
Coding region: 168-959 (263 amino acids)
Biological process (GO): N-terminal protein amino acid methylation
Cellular component (GO): cytoplasm
Molecular function (GO): N-terminal protein N-methyltransferase activity
Source: RefSeq, a predicted model, not a curated record